AUGGAGUGCCAGGCAGGCAGCCAGCCCUGGAGGAGGCUUGCUUGGACGCCUGUAUCUUUAAGUUUGACCCUGCGCUAUUCAAAAAUUGAGUGGGGCCUACAAAGGACUGCAAGCCUCCGACCCAGCCCUGCUGGCACCCGCAGUUGCUGCUCCUGUGGCACCGGCCAGUUCCCGGUACAAAUCAAAGUGGAGGAAAAAGAAGACGAUACUGAGGAAAGCUCAAGUGAAGAGGAGGAAGAUAAACUACCUCGAAGAGAGAGCUUGAGACCAAAGAGGAAACGGACCAGAGAUGUUAUCAAUGAGGAUGACCCAGAACCUGAACCAGAGGAUGAAGAAACAAGGAAGGCAAGAGAAAAAGAGAGGAGGAGGAGGCUAAAGAGAGGAGCAGAAGAAGAAGAAGAAAUUGAUGAAGAGGAAUUGGAAAGAUUGAAGGCAGAGUUAGACGAGAAAAGACAAACAAUUGCUACUGUCAAAUGCAAACCAUGGAAGAUGGAGAAGAAAAUUGAAGUUCUCAAGGAAGCAAAAAAAUUUGUGAGUGAAAAUGAAGGGGCUCUUGGGAAAGGAAAAGGAAAACGAUGGUUUGCAUUUAAGAUGAUGAUGGCCAAGAAAUGGGCAAAAUUCCUCCGUGAUUUUGAGAACUUCAAAGCUGCAUGUAUCCCAUGGGAAAAUAAAAUCAAGGCUAUUGAAAGUCAGUUUGGCUCCUCGGUGGCCUCAUACUUCCUCUUCUUGAGAUGGAUGUAUGGAGUCAAUAUGGUUCUCUUCAUCCUGACAUUCAGCCUCAUCAUGUUGCCAGAGUACCUCUGGGGUUUGCCAUAUGGCAGUUUACCUAGGAAAACAGUUCCCAGGGCCGAAGAGGCAUCGGCAGCCAACUUUGGAGUGUUGUAUGACUUCAAUGGUUUGGCGCAAUAUUCCGUUCUCUUUUAUGGCUAUUAUGACAAUAAACGAACGAUUGGAUGGAUGAAUUUCAGGUUGCCGCUCUCCUAUUUUCUAGUGGGGAUUAUGUGCAUUGGAUACAGCUUUCUGGUUGUCCUCAAAGCAAUGACCAAAAACAUUGGUGAUGAUGGAGGUGGAGAUGACAACACUUUCAAUUUUAGCUGGAAGGUCUUUACCAGCUGGGACUACCUGAUUGGCAAUCCUGAGACGGCAGACAACAAAUUUAAUUCUAUCACAAUGAACUUUAAGGAAGCCAUAACAGAAGAAAGAGCAGCCCAAGUAGAAGAAAACGUCCACUUGAUCAGAUUCCUGAGGUUUCUUGCUAACUUCUUCGUGUUUCUAACACUUGGAGGGAGUGGAUACCUCAUCUUUUGGGCUGUGAAGCGAUCCCAGGAAUUUGCACAGCAAGAUCCUGACACCCUUGGGUGGUGGGAAAAAAAUGAAAUGAACAUGGUUAUGUCCCUCUUGGGGAUGUUCUGUCCAACAUUGUUUGACUUAUUUGCUGAAUUAGAAGACUACCAUCCUCUCAUUGCUUUGAAAUGGCUACUGGGACGCAUUUUUGCUCUCCUUUUAGGCAAUUUGUAUGUAUUUAUUCUUGCAUUAAUGGAUGAGAUUAACAACAAGAUUGAAGAGGAGAAGCUAGUUAAGGCCAAUAUUACCCUUUGGGAAGCCAAUAUGAUCAAGGCCUACAAUGCAUCAUUCUCUGAAAACAGCACUGGACCACCCUUUUUUGUUCAUCCUGCAGAUGUACCUCGAGGACCCUGCUGGGAAACGAUGGUGGGACAGGAGUUUGUGCGGCUGACGGUCUCUGAUGUUCUGACCACCUACGUCACAAUCCUCAUUGGGGACUUUCUUAGAGCAUGUUUUGUGAGGUUUUGCAAUUAUUGCUGGUGCUGGGACUUAGAAUACGGAUACCCUUCGUACACAGAAUUCGACAUCAGUGGCAACGUCCUCGCUCUGAUCUUCAACCAAGGCAUGAUCUGGAUGGGCUCCUUCUUUGCUCCCAGCCUCCCAGGCAUCAAUAUCCUUCGACUCCACACAUCCAUGUACUUCCAGUGCUGGGCCGUGAUGUGCUGCAAUGUUCCUGAGGCCAGGGUCUUCAAAGCUUCCAGAUCGAAUAACUUCUACCUGGGCAUGCUACUGCUUAUCCUCUUCCUGUCUACCAUGCCUGUCUUGUAUAUGAUCGUGUCCCUCCCACCAUCUUUUGAUUGUGGUCCCUUCAGUGGCAAAAAUAGAAUGUUUGAAGUCAUUGGAGAGACCCUGGAGCAUGAUUUCCCAAGCUGGAUGGCAAAGAUCUUGAGACAGCUUUCGAACCCUGGACUGGUCAUUGCUGUCGUUUUGGUGAUGGCUUUGACCAUCUAUUAUCUCAAUGCUACUGCCAAGGGCCAGAAAGCAGCGAAUCUGGAUCUAAAAAAGAAGAUGAAAAUGCAAGCUUUGGAGAACAAAAUGCGAAACAAGAAAAUGGCAGCUGCGCGAGCAGCUGCAGCUGCUGGUGGCCAGUCCUAAGUAUCCUGAGAGCCCAGAAAAGGUUCACGUUGCCUUGCUGUUUCAAAUGUGAAGGCCCAGAGAACAAGCACUGUGGAACUUCCGUUUUCCUGUUCUACCCAUGAUGGAUUUUCAAGGUCAUGCUGGGCAAUCGAGGCAUCAUCAAUCCUACCUGAGCAAAAAGAAUCUUCACCUUAUUCCAAAUUCAGAAACUGUUUCUGUGCAGUGACUUUCUCCCCUGCUCCAUUUCAUGACUUUUUUUUUUUUAACCAAUUGAGUUUAGAAGUGGGUGUGAUCCAGCAAUACAAUACAAUUUACUAAAUUACAAUUUAGUUGGUGGAUUAAUUAAAAAGAAAUUGCUUAUAUGAACUUUCAUUUUAUACAUUUCUUUUGCCUUAGUUUUCUUAAACUGAGAGCAGAAAUAUUUCAUCCUUUUUCCUCUAAGUUCAGAAUUAUCUGCAAAAAGUACUCGUUCUAAUCAUUCAUUAACUCACUUUUUGAAACCAAUACCUUAUUUUCUCUUUUUUUUCUACCCGAUUCCCCACCCAUGCCCCCCACAAAUAUAUACCUAAAACCUUUGUAUUUGGUGCUGGGUUCAGUAUGAAGAGAAAUCAGCUUUUUAUAAAUAAAAAUCCUAUGUGAACUGGGGCCUGGAUAGCACUGAGUUGGAGACCUCUUAACUUGACAUGGUACGUGAGUCUUACACAGCCUAGCUUUUUAUGAGUUAAAGUUAAAAAACAAAAAGGAAAGACGUCAUAAAUGACUGCUGUUCUCUCAGUCUGCUCAUGCUCAUUUGUCUUCCAAUGAUUAUGUUAUUAGCAGUGAAUCUAUACAGGUUUGCAUCAAACUUGAUUCUUGCCUCCUUGGAGGGAAGAAGUGAGCUGCGGGGCAGAAGUAGAUUUAAGGCAGAGGGAGAGACUGAGGCAAGUUUUAGAGCAGGAGCGGUUUAUUAA
This is a messenger RNA of Saimiri boliviensis boliviensis (Bolivian squirrel monkey), 3371 nucleotides long. NCBI's taxonomy places the organism in Eukaryota, Metazoa, Chordata, Mammalia, Primates, Cebidae. The record is from RefSeq and is a predicted model, not a curated record.